Messenger RNA from Cannabis sativa, 1611 nucleotides. RefSeq lists its product as uncharacterized. Gene Ontology annotation, biological process: protein desumoylation. Gene Ontology annotation, cellular component: nucleus. The transcript has 6 exons. Bases 1 to 990 code for a protein of 329 amino acids. Lineage: Eukaryota; Viridiplantae; Streptophyta; Magnoliopsida; Rosales; Cannabaceae. Gene Ontology annotation, molecular function: deSUMOylase activity. The record is from RefSeq and is a predicted model, not a curated record.
AUGAAAGAAGUGUUGGAGAUACCUGAGACGAGCAAAGUUCAGCGCUCGCUUUCGUUCAACGGGGAGACCGAGAAGAAGGAUGACGUCUGUGUCGAGGAAAAGGAUGGUGAAGGGACGAAGGAUGACGUGGUUGUCGAGGAAAAGGAUGGUGAAGGGACGAAGGAUCAAUUGGAAGAGGAUGUUGAUGAUCUCAUUGAUUGCUUUGCUCAAAUCAUGAAUUUUCGAGAGAAGAAGCGCAACGGCAUUGGAAGUAAGAGAACUUGGUUUAUGCCCACCAGAAUUUCGAGCAAGUUACUUGGAAGAUCGAUGAUCGUGGAGAGGAUGGCGAAGCAGCAAGAGUGGUCCACUCUUUAUUACGAUGCAGAUUUGAGUUUAUGUCACACUAUGGUGGUACCCCUACUGGAUACCGAGAGUGCUCCGCACUGGUUUGCGGCGAAUGUGAGCAUGGUUAAUACAACAGUGGAAAUUAGGGACUCGUUGUCUUCUGCAAUGCAUAAGAGGUCACGUCGGAGCACCUGCGUAGAGAUGCUCCAGACUUUGGACCAAUUGUUUGCCCCUGUGAAGCCAGGAGACCCGAAUUUCGCCGAGUUUGUAAUUAUUUCUUCAAGCAAGGACUACCCACAACAACAAAAUGGCCACGAUUGUGGAAUGUUUGUAAUGAAGUACAUGGAAUCACUGUUCGAGGAAAAUGAAAUAUUGGAAGAGUUUGAUCCUAUUGAAGCCAGACUGGAUUGUGUUGGGAAAAUUGUCACCCACGAGAGUAACAAGGCUAAACAUGCUGUGAUGGAGGGAGUUAAGAAGCAAUUUGGAUUGAGCAAAACCAAAGUUCUUCCAUCAACAUCUACAACUAUAGCAUUACGUAGUCCAUCAAGGUCUCCUCGAGACCCCCGAUUCAGCACAGCGAAGGCCAGGUCCGAAAACAUGUGGACUGGCAAGAGCAAGUCCCCGAAAACACGUCAUUCUAAAAGGCUGGCCAUAAGUAACAAGUAGUAUAUUACAAUGGUUAGAAAAGUUACUUUAUUUAUAUAUUUACUAUGUUCAGUACAAUGGUUACAAAAGUUAGGUUUUAGGUCGUAAAUUAUAUUUACUCAGUCAUGUUAUAUACUUGCAUCAUACUACUGUUAGGUGAUUUGGAAUUGCACUAAUGUUGGUGAUUUUAUAAUUUACUAUAGGGUGAGACUUGUGGUAGUUUUUAGAAUUUGGUGGAACUGAUUAUUAUUAUUGUAUGGUCAUUAUUACUAUUAUUGUGAAUAUUAUUUAGGUUGUUAUACUUUGCCAUUACUAUUAGGUUUUGGAUUUUUUUUUACCAUAACAAUAUGUCAAGUACAUUAUUCUGAAAAUGAAACUAACCAAUUUUACAUUCCUUUUCGCACUAUCUGUUUUAGUCCAAUGAUGUCCAUAGCCAAAAUAAUAAUAAUACUUAUACUUAUGUACUUUCCCAUUACUAUUGUGAAUAUUAUUACUGUUGUUAUAUUUUGCCAGUACUAUUAGGUUUUGGAUAGUGAAGUACAUUAUUUUCAAAAUGAAAUUGUUUACUCCAAUUAUGUCCAAAAUAAUAAAAAUACCUACAAUCAACAACGAAGGCAUUAAUUCUGGCCUUGGACAUAAAUU